AUGCAUAUUUAUGAAAUAAAUAUUGACAGCGAAUUGAAAAGGUUUUGGGAGUUAGAAGAAGUACCAAAUUCAACUGACACUGUAUUCUCACCUGAAGAACAAUUUGUUGAAACACAUUUUCGGGAAAAUUACUCAAUUAAUUCAGAUGGUCGUUUUGUGGUGAAGUUGCCAUUUUUAAAAUCUAAAUCUGAAUUAGGUAAUUCAAAACCAGCUGCACUUUCUCGAUUAUAUGCUAUGGAACCAUCCACCGCAUCUCGGCUUAUGGGUAAUCUACCUAAGCAUCGUGUAACACUCGAGAGGCCUUUCUUCAACUGCGGAGUGGACUAUGCCGGUCCUAUUUCAAUCAAAUUCAACAAGGGUCGUGGAGCAAAAUCAACCAAGGGUUACAUUGCUCUAUUUAUUUGUCUCGCUACUAAGGCACUACACAUCGAGGCAGUCAGCGAUUUAACCGCUGAUGCAUUUUUAGCUGCUUUGCGUCGCUUCAGUGCUAGACGAGGAGCUCCAAGUCACAUUUACAGCGACAAUGCAACAAACUUCGUUGGGGCUAAUCGAAAAGCUCAGCGAAAAUACAACGAUUCAUCUCCUCAUUUCGGAGGAAUUAAAUCAACCAAAUAUCACUGUAAAAGAGUAAUAGGUGAAACGCUACUUACUUUCGAAGAAUUGACAACUCUAUUGGCUCAGAUAGAAGCCAUUUUAAAUUCUCGUCCGUUAUGUAGUGUAAACAAUACUGACAUUGAUUGCAUUAAUAUUCCCACUCCUUCACAUUUUCUUACAGGAGACGUGAUCCUAUCCCCUCCUGAACUACCUCUUACUAGUCCUGCUAAUAUACGGAAUAGGUGGGAUCUCCUUCAAAAGAUGUGCAAGGACUUCUGCAAAUCAUGGACCAAAGCAUAUCUAUCUUCUCUUCAAAACAGAAAGAAAUGGAAGGUCACUCAGCCGAAUAUGAAAACUGGAGACAUCGUCCUGUUACUAGAUGAUGGUCAUAUUCCAGGUUCUUGGCCUCUAGGACAAGUGGUCGAACUUCAUCAUGGUAUUGACGGACUAGUUCGUGUGGCCACAGUUAAAACUAAAAACUCUGUUUUCAAAAGAAACAUUCAUAAAUUAGCACCUUUGCCCAUAUAUCAGGACUAA
Molecule: messenger RNA, 1131 nt
Organism: Stegodyphus dumicola
Lineage: Eukaryota; Metazoa; Arthropoda; Arachnida; Araneae; Eresidae
Source: RefSeq, a predicted model, not a curated record